Messenger RNA from Ostreococcus lucimarinus CCE9901, 645 nucleotides. RefSeq names its product ABC(ATP-binding) family transporter (Fe-S assembly/SufBCD system). Gene Ontology annotation, molecular function: ATP binding; ATP hydrolysis activity. The transcript has a single exon. The coding region runs from base 1 to 645 and encodes 214 amino acids. Lineage: Eukaryota; Viridiplantae; Chlorophyta; Mamiellophyceae; Mamiellales; Bathycoccaceae. The record is from RefSeq and is a predicted model, not a curated record.
AUGGGCAAGAAUGGCUCGGGGAAGAGCACGCUGACGAAAGUGCUGGUCGGACACCCGGCGUAUGAAGUCACGAGUGGUAGCGCGACGUUCAAGGGCGAAGCGCUGUUCGAGAUGGAACCCGAGGAACGCGCGCGAAGCGGGUUGUUUUUGUCGUUUCAGUCGCCCAUCGAAGUCCCGGGGGUGUCGAACACCGAUUUCCUGAGAAUGAUGUGCAACGAACGAAGAAAGGCGCGCGGGGAGGAGGAAUUGGAUCCUUUGGAGUUUUAUGGAUAUCUCACGCCCAAGUUGGAGGCGUUGAACAUGGAUCCGAGCUUCUUGACGCGCAACGUCAACGAAGGGUUCUCCGGUGGCGAAAAGAAGCGAAACGAAAUUUUGCAGUUGGCCGUGAUGGAGAGCGAGAUGAGCAUUUUGGAUGAGAUUGAUUCCGGUUUGGACGUCGAUGCGUUGAGAGACGUGGCCAAGGCGGUGAACUUGUUGAGACAAGGCGACAAGGGCUUGCUCCUCAUCACGCACUACCAGCGUCUUUUGGACGCCAUUCACCCCAAUUUCGUGCACAUCAUGCAAAAGGGGCAAAUCGUGCAAACCGGGGGAGUCGAGAUCGCGACGCAGCUCGAGGAGGGUGGUUUCGCGUCGCUCGCGCAGUAG